AUGAUAUACCUGCCCGUGUGUGGAGACGACGGGAAAACAUACAGCAACGAAUGCCAAAUGAAGUGUUCGAGUGGCGUGACCAAAGUGUCCGAUGGAGAGUGCCCGCCAACACCGUGUAUUUGUCCCAGGAUAUAUCUGCCCGUGUGUGGAGACGACGGGAAAACAUAUAGCAACGAAUGUGAAAUGAAUUGUUCGAGUGGCGUGACCAAAGUGUCCGAUGGAGAGUGCCCGCCAACACCGUGUAUUUGUCCCAGGAUAUAUCUGCCCGUGUGUGGAGACGACGGGAAAACAUAUAGCAACGAAUGUGAAAUGAAUUGUUCGAGUGGCGUGACCAAAGUGUCCGAUGGAGAGUGCCCGCCAACACCGUGUAUUUGUCCCAGGAUAUAUCUGCCCGUGUGUGGAGACGACGGGAAAACAUAUAGCAACGAAUGUGAAAUGAAUUGUUCGAGUGGCGUGACCAAAGUGUCCGAUGGAGAGUGCCCGCCAACACCGUGUAUUUGUCCCAGGAUAUAUCUGCCCGUGUGUGGAGACGACGGGAAAACAUAUAGCAACGAAUGUGAAAUGAAUUGUUCGAGUGGCGUGACCAAAGUGUCCGAUGGAGAGUGCCCGUGUAUUUGUACCAUGAUAUACCUGCCCGUGUGUGGAGACGACGGGAAAACAUACAGCAACGAAUGCCAAAUGAAGUGUUCGAGUGGCGUGACCAAAGUGUCCGAUGGAGAGUGCCCGCCAACACCGUGUAUUUGUCCCAGGAUAUAUCUGCCCGUGUGUGGAGACGACGGGAAAACAUAUAGCAACGAAUGUGAAAUGAAUUGUUCGAGUGGCGUGACCAAAGUGUCCGAUGGAGAGUGCCCGUGUAUUUGUACCAUGAUAUACCUGCCCGUGUGUGGAGACGACGGGAAAACAUACAGCAACGAAUGCCAAAUGAAGUGUUCGAGUGGCGUGACCAAAGUGUCCGAUGGAGAGUGCCCGCCAACACCGUGUAUUUGUCCCAGGAUAUAUCUGCCCGUGUGUGGAGACGACGGGAAAACAUAUAGCAACGAAUGUGAAAUGAAUUGUUCGAGUGGCGUGACCAAAGUGUCCGAUGGAGAGUGCCCGCCAACACCGUGUAUUUGUCCCAGGAUAUAUCUGCCCGUGUGUGGAGACGACGGGAAAACAUAUAGCAACGAAUGUGAAAUGAAUUGUUCGAGUGGCGUGACCAAAGUGUCCGAUGGAGAGUGCCCGUGUAUUUGUACCAUGAUAUACCUGCCCGUGUGUGGAGACGACGGGAAAACAUACAGCAACGAAUGCCAAAUGAAGUGUUCGAGUGGCGUGACCAAAGUGUCCGAUGGAGAGUGCCCGUGUAUUUGUACCAUGAUAUACCUGCCCGUGUGUGGAGACGACGGGAAAACAUACAGCAACGAAUGCCAAAUGAAGUGUUCGAGUGGCGUGACCAAAGUGUCCGAUGGAGAGUGCCCGCCAACACCGUGUAUUUGUCCCAGGAUAUAUCUGCCCGUGUGUGGAGACGACGGGAAAACAUAUAGCAACGAAUGUGAAAUGAAUUGUUC
Ylistrum balloti is the source of this 1544-nucleotide messenger RNA. Its product is annotated as agrin-like. Gene Ontology annotation, molecular function: protein binding. The record is from RefSeq and is a predicted model, not a curated record. Lineage: Eukaryota; Metazoa; Mollusca; Bivalvia; Pectinida; Pectinidae. The transcript is spliced from 13 exons. The annotation marks the transcript as partial.